Molecule: messenger RNA, 4374 nt
Organism: Castor canadensis (American beaver)
Lineage: Eukaryota; Metazoa; Chordata; Mammalia; Rodentia; Castoridae
Gene: Cux2
Product: cut like homeobox 2
Biological process (GO): regulation of transcription by RNA polymerase II
Cellular component (GO): nucleus
Molecular function (GO): RNA polymerase II transcription regulatory region sequence-specific DNA binding; DNA-binding transcription factor activity, RNA polymerase II-specific
Source: RefSeq, a predicted model, not a curated record
AUGGCCGCCAAUGUGGGAUCGAUGUUUCAAUAUUGGAAGCGAUUUGAUCUACGGCGACUCCAGAAGGAGCUUAAUUCCGUCGCUUCUGAGCUGUCUGCACGGCAGGAAGAAAGUGAACACUCUCAUAAACACCUAAUUGAACUCCGCCGGGAAUUUAAGAAAAAUGUACCUGAGGAAAUCAGAGAGAUGGUGGCUCCUGUAUUAAAAAGCUUCCAAGCCGAGGUGGUGGCCCUCAGUAAGAGGAGUCAGGAGGCGGAGGCGGCUUUUCUGAGUGUGUACAAGCAGUUAAUUGAAGCACCAGACCCCGUGCCCGCAUUUGAGGUGGCACGCAGCCUAGACGACAGACUGCAGCCCCCCAGCUUCGAGCCCAGCGGGCAGCCCCGGCGAGACCUCCACACUUCCUGGAAGAGGCAUCCUGAACUCCUCAGCCCCAGAGAGCAGAAAGACGGGACGCUGACCGAAGGCAGCCGCCUCCCCGGGAAAGCCCUCCUGACAGACGCCUUGCUGCAGAGGAAUGAGGCCGAGAAACAGAAGGGCCUUCAAGAGGUACAAAUCACCUUGGCGGCCAGACUGGGGGAGGCCGAGGAGAAGAUCAAGGUGCUGCAUUCAGCUCUAAAGGCCACGCAGACAGAGCUGCUAGAACUGCGACGGAAGUAUGAUGAGGAGGCUGCGUCCAAGGCAGAUGAAGUCGGCCUGAUUAUGACGAACCUGGAGAAAGCGAACCAGCGAGCUGAGGCCGCCCAGCGCGAGGUAGAAAGUCUUCGAGAACAGCUUGCAUCUGUCAACAGCUCCAUUCGCCUGGCCUGCUGCUCUCCCCAGGGAUCCAGUGCGGAUAAGGUGAGCUUCGCGCUGUGCUCAGGGCCUCGGCUGGAGGCCGCGCUGGCCUCCAAGGACAGGGAGAUCCUGCGACUGCUGAAGGACGCCCAACACCUCCGCCACUCUCUGCAGGAGCUGGAGGAGGCCUCCGCCAACCAGAUCGCUGACCUGGAGCGGCAGCUCACUGCCAAGUCUGAGGCCAUAGAGAAGCUGGAAGAGAAGCUCCAGGCCCAGUCUGACUAUGAAGAGAUUAAAACAGAGCUGAGCAUUCUCAAAGCCAUGAAGCUGGCCUCCACCUCCUGCAGCCUCCCGCAGGGCCUGGCCAAGCCCGACGACUCUCUGCUCUUAGCCAAGGAGGCCUUCUUCCCUGCACAGAAGUUCCUUGUGGACAAGCCCUCGCUCCUAGCCAGCCCUGAGGAAGACCCCUCAGAGGACGACUCUAUCAAGGGCUCGCUGGGCACAGACCCAUCCUACCCGUCUCCUCAGCAGAUCCCACCUCCACCAGGCCCUGAAGACCCCCUGUCCCCCAGUCCCGGGCAGCCCCUGCUGGGUCCCAGCCUGGGACCUGAUGGCACACGGACUUUCUCACUGUCCCCCUUCCCCAGCCUGGCCUCAGGGGAGAGGCUGGCUGGGGACACACUGCUGCCCAAACACAUGAUGCCCCCAACUGCCUUCAAGGGGGAGGUAGGUGGCCUGCUGGUGUUCCCACCAGCCUUCUAUGGCGCCAAGCCCCCCACGGCCCCUGCCACCCCAGCGCCUGGGCCAGAGCCUCCUGGAGCCCCCGAGCCAGCCGAUGGGGCUGGGACCUGCACGACAGGGACUGGGGUGGAGGAGGAGCAGCUGGACACGGCCGAGAUAGCCUUCCAGGUGAAGGAGCAGCUGCUCAAACACAACAUCGGGCAGCGCGUGUUUGGCCACUACGUGCUGGGGCUGUCGCAGGGCUCGGUCAGCGAGAUCCUGGCUCGGCCCAAGCCCUGGCGCAAGCUCACAGUGAAGGGCAAGGAGCCCUUCAUCAAGAUGAAGCAGUUCCUGUCGGAUGAGCAGAACGUGCUCCUGAGGACCAUCCAGGUGCGGCAGCGAGGCAGCAUCACCCCAAGAAUCCGCACACCUGAGACAGGCUCGGACGAUGCCAUCAAGAGUAUUUUGGAGCAGGCCAAGAAGGAGAUCGAGUCUCAGAAGGGGGGUGAGCCGAGGCCGGCGGCGCCCAGCGUGGCGAGCGUCCCGGGCGGCUCGUCGGAGGACGCCAUCAAGAGCAUCCUGGAGCAGGCGCGCCGCGAGAUGCAGGCGCAGCAGCAGGCGCUGCGGGACCUGGAGGCGCCGCGGGCCCGCGCCGAGCCGUCGCCCCCCGCGCGCGCGGGCCCCGGGCCGGGGAAGCCGGAGGACGCGGCGGGCGGCGCGCUGUCCCCCGCCGCCUUCGUGCAGAGCAUCAUCCGCAAGGUCAAGUCCGAGAUCGGCGACGCCGGCUACUUCGAGCAGCACUGGGCCUCGGACCGCGGCCUGCUCGGCCGCCCCUUCGCCCCCGUGUCGCCGUCGCUGUCCUCGUCGUCCUCCUCCGGCUACUCGGGCCAGCCGGGCGCCCGCGCCUGGCCCCGCGCCGACGACGGCACCGCGGGCGCCGAGGACGAGGCGGAGGACGAGCCCAGGGCCGAGGGCGCCGAGCGGGAGCGGGAGCGGGAGCGGGAGCGGCCCGCCGCCUUCCCCGCCGCCUUCGUGCCGCGCGCGCUCAAGCCCACCGUGCCGCCGCUCACGCCCGAGCAGUACGAGCUGUACAUGUACCGCGACGUGGACACGCUGGAGCUCACGCGCCAGGUCAAGGAGAAGCUCGCCAAGAACGGCAUCUGCCAGAGGAUCUUCGGCGAGAAGGUGCUGGGCCUGUCGCAAGGCAGCGUGAGUGAUAUGCUGUCCAGGCCGAAGCCCUGGAGCAAGCUGACGCAGAAGGGGCGAGAGCCCUUCAUCCGCAUGCAGCUGUGGCUCUCCGACCAGCUGGGCCAGGCCGCAGGCCAGCCGCCCAGCACUGCCCAGGCCAGUCCCACAGAGCCAAGGUCCUCACCGUCACCUCCCCCGAGCCCCACGGAGCCUGAGAGAGGCUCACAGGAGCCUCUAAGCCUGUCACUGGAGAGCAGCAAGGAGAAUGAGCAGCCUGAGGCCCGUUCCAGCUCUGCACUAAGCGGGAAGAUGCACGCAGGCAGCCAGGCCUCGGGGGGCAUCCAGCAGAUUGUGGCCAUGUCCCCGGAGCUGGACACCUAUUCCAUCACCAAGAGAGUCAAGGAGGUGCUCACGGACAACAACCUAGGGCAGCGGCUGUUUGGGGAGAGUAUCCUGGGCCUGACGCAGGGCUCCGUGUCUGACCUGCUGUCCCGGCCCAAGCCCUGGCACAAGCUCAGCCUGAAGGGCCGGGAGCCGUUCGUCCGCAUGCAGCUGUGGCUGAGUGACCCGCACAGCGUGGAGAGGCUGCGGGACAUGAAGAAGCUGGAGAAGAAAGCCUACCUGAAGCGCCGCUAUGGACUCAUCAGCACCGGCUCAGACAGCGAGUCCUCAGCCACCCGCUCCGAGUGUCCCAGCCCGUGCCCACAACCGCCCGAGCUGGGCCUCCUGCAGGUGAAGAAGCCUCGCGUGGUGCUGGCACCCGAGGAGAAGGAGGCGUUACGGAAGGCCUACCAGCUGGAGCCAUACCCCUCGCAGCAGACCAUCGAGCUGCUGUCCUUCCAACUGAAUCUCAAAACCAACACAGUCAUCAACUGGUUCCACAAUUACAGGUCCAGGAUGCGCCGGGAGAUGUUGGUGGAGGGAACCCAGGACGAGCCAGACCUCGACCCCAAUGGGGGUCCUGGUAUUCUGCCACCAGACCACUCCCACCCAGACCCCACCCCCCAGAGCCCUGGCUCGGAGGCUGAGGACCAGAAGCCUGCUGUGAAGGGACUGGAGCUGCAGGAGGUCUCUGAGGACAGCACCACGCCCCCGACUGCCCCGGACAGGGCCCAUGUGAGGAUCAAGCAGGAACAGACUGAGGAGGACAGCGAGGAAGGGAUGGGCAGCCAGCCCCAUGACUUAGGGGAGUCAGACAAAGGCCACAGUCCCCCCAAAGAGGAGCAUCCGGACCCUCUAGGUAGCGACGGACUCCCAGAAGUGGCCCCAGAGCCCCUCCUUGCAGGUGGGAGCACCCCAGACUGCCCCUCGCUACACCCCUCCCAGGAGAGCGAGGCUGGGGAGCGGCUUCACUCGGACCCUCUGAGUUUUAAGUCAGCCUCAGAGUCCUCUCGCUGCAGCCUGGAGGUGCCUCUGAACUCACCCUCUGCUGCCUCCUCACCGGGCCUCAUGAUGUCUGUGUCACCUGUCCCCUCCUCCUCGGCCCCCAUCUCCCCAUCUCCGCCUGGUGCCCUCCCUGCCAAAGUGCCGAGUGCCAGCCCCACUGCUGACACAGCCGGGGCCUUGCACCCCAGCACCAAGGUGAACCCCAACUUGCAGCGGCGGCAUGAGAAGAUGGCCAACUUGAACAGCAUAAUCUACCGACUGGAGAGGGCUGCCAACCGGGAGGAGGCCCUGGAGUGGGAGUUCUAA